ACUAAGACAAGGCCAUUCCCCACGGGAACGACGGGCGUCAUAAAUCUCAACGUUUCGGUCGUGUACCUGUCGCUCUUUCGAGGUAGCAGAGCCAUAAUCGUUCUGUCAUGAUACAUAACAUAAACACAACGUUUCCCGGGGCCCUGGCUUGCCAUGUAACGUCGGCAUGGGGCGGCAUGGAGCAUUUCAGGAGUUCACUUCUUCUCUUGCAGUUCUGCGUUCAUACUUAUACCUGUGUCACAUACAUGAAUUAAGCUAUUUGACUAAUCAACCAUUCUUUGCGUCGCUAUGAUUCUGAGACGACUGUGCUCGAGCGGCGGAUGCCUUCGUUCGCGAUAAACCCUGUCGACUAUAUGCAGCAACAGUGUCAACAAUGCAAAUCUUGAAUGGAGUAAUGAAGCUGGCUGGCUCGUGAUAACGAGCUGGCAUAACAAGCUCGCCGGUCAACGAAGUCAACUGCGCGUUGACCGGGGCGUUUCCUCUCUGCAAAUGGGCCCGGCGUAGUACCCUGUGAUUGCUGGCUCAGGUCGCUGAGCCAGGCGCAAUGGCGUACAUUAGCUCAAGGUCCGCCGUGCGCGCGCCCGUUUUCGCGGCUGGUGUCAAGGUUGCAGGUUGGGCUGCGAGCUGAUGGUGCGCCGUCAGUCUCAAUGCCCGCCGUGCUCGCGCCCCUUCCCGCGGCUGGUGUCAAGCCCGCAGGGUAUGGAGCUAGCUGCUGGUGCUAGGGCUUGGUUUCAGGUUAAGGCCCGCCGUGCUCGCGCCCUUUCCCGCGGCUGUAUGGUGUCAAGCCCGCAGGGCAUGGAGCUGGCUACAGUUGCUAUGGCGUUGCAAUCAGGUUACAGCCCACCGUGCUCGCGCCCUUUCCCGCGGCUGGAUGGUGUCAAGCCCGCAGGUGAGCUACUGGCGCGAGGACUGCAGUCAAGCAGGAUGGAUGGUGGAGCGAGCUAGGACAUAUGCUACGAUGUUGGCGCAUGGUGUCCAUGACGGUGCUGCUUAGUGCUCAAGUGGCUGCUAUGGAUUGUGGAGGCCAGACCAUGCCUAGUCACUUGUGUGAAUCAGCUUGGAGGUAGGCUGAGUGUGGACUUCCCAGCUGCAAGGGACUUCGUCCCUGUGCGUGGUCUUGUGCGGGGCAAGUGCGGAGUCGUGAUAACGAGCUGGCAUAACAAGCUCGCCGGUCAACGAAGUCAACUGCGCGUUGACCGGGGCGUUUCCACUCUGCAAAUGGGCCCGGCGUAGUACCCUGUGAUUGCUGGCUCAGGUCGCUGAGCCAGGCGCAAUGGCGUACAUUAGCUCAAGGUCCGCCGUGCGCGCGCCCGUUUUCGCGGCUGGUGUCAAGGUUGCAGGUUGGGCUGCGAGCUGAUGGUGCGCCGUCAGUCUCAAUGCCCGCCGUGCUCGCGCCCCUUCCCGCGGCUGGUGUCAAGCCCGCAGGGUAUGGAGCUAGCUGCUGGUGCUAGGGCUUGGUUUCAGGUUAAGGCCCGCCGUGCUCGCGCCCUUUCCCGCGGCUGUAUGGUGUCAAGCCCGCAGGGCAUGGAGCUGGCUACAGUUGCUAUGGCGUUGCAAUCAGGUUACAGCCCACCGUGCUCGCGCCCUUUCCCGCGGCUGGAUGGUGUCAAGCCCGCAGGUGAGCUACUGGCGCGAGGACUGCAGUCAAGCAGGAUGGAUGGUGGAGCGAGCUAGGACAUAUGCUACGAUGUUGGCGCAUGGUGUCCAUGACGGUGCUGCUUAGUGCUCAAGUGGCUGCUAUGGAUUGUGGAGGCCAGACCAUGCCUAGUCACUUGUGUGAAUCAGCUUGGAGGUAGGCUGAGUGUGGACUUCCCAGCUGCAAGGGACUUCGUCCCUGUGCGUGGUCUUGUGCGGGGCAAGGCGGGGCAAGUGCGGGGCACGACCACUGCGGUCUUGUAACAGCUGUUGGAU
This is a messenger RNA of Chlamydomonas reinhardtii, 1911 nucleotides long. RefSeq lists its product as uncharacterized. The coding region runs from base 628 to 945 and encodes 105 amino acids. Lineage: Eukaryota; Viridiplantae; Chlorophyta; Chlorophyceae; Chlamydomonadales; Chlamydomonadaceae. The record is from RefSeq and is a predicted model, not a curated record. The transcript is spliced from 5 exons.